Molecule: messenger RNA, 1979 nt
Organism: Metopolophium dirhodum (rose-grain aphid)
Lineage: Eukaryota; Metazoa; Arthropoda; Insecta; Hemiptera; Aphididae
Product: prolactin regulatory element-binding protein
Exons: 2
Coding region: 114-1250 (378 amino acids)
Biological process (GO): protein secretion
Cellular component (GO): endoplasmic reticulum membrane
Molecular function (GO): guanyl-nucleotide exchange factor activity; GTPase activator activity; protein binding
Source: RefSeq, a predicted model, not a curated record
AUUUUAACAAUAUUUAUUUUAAAGGAAGGGAUUUGAGUGUAUUGUCGUAUUGGUGCAAAAUAGAGCGUUCAAGAGGUUGCAUUUACGAUAUAGCCAUAUAUCAAUAUAGAAGCAUGUCUCAAGUGGUCACUACAACAAAUCUGCCGAUGUAUUCAAUUCAAACAUUUCUCAAGAACUAUAUACUGGUGGCUGGUGGUGGCGGUUCUAGCAAAACUGGCAUAGCUAAUGGAUUUGAAGUAUUCAAGCUAAAUAGAGAUGGUAAAACUAUAUCAAUGACAAAAGUAAUUCGUUACGAUAGUGGUCCAAAUGUAAUUAUGAACUGUUGUACAAAUAUAAGUGGUAAUACAGUUUAUAUUGCGGCAAAUGAGAAUGAUAGAUGUCGACAAUAUAUGGCUGAUAUCAUAAUAGAACCAACAUUUCAUAAUGGUAAAGCAGGUAAAGAAAUUAAUUUUAAAAUAACAUCAGGAGAUUCAUUAUUAACUGACUUCAGUAAAGAAGAACCCUUACAAAGGAUUGUGAAAAUUAAUAAUGAUGGAAAUUUAAUGGUAACUGGAGGUACUGAUGGAUGCAUUCGUCUUUGGAACUUUCCAAUAGUUAAAUCAAAAGAUACUAGACCAUUAAAAGAAUACAAAUGUCAUACUAAAGAAAUUGAUGACAUAGAUAUAAGUGCAGACGGUCAAUUUAUAGUAAGUGUUGCAAAAGAUGGAAAAGCUUAUCAUUGGAAUACUGUUACUAAUGUGCGUUCAACACUUAUUCAUCCAGAUCCAGAUAAUGAAAAACAAAUAUUCAAAAGAUGUAAAUUUGGUGUAGUUGGAAAUAAACCGAUUUAUAACAUAUAUACAAUUGCAAAUGGUCCUAAACAAAAAUCUUACUUACAAAGAUGGUCUGAAAACAAUAAAAUAAUUUAUGAGUUAUCGUUUUCUGAGCCUACAUCAGCAUUAGCAGUACGUCAAGAUGGAUUAUAUAUUGCUGUGGGUACAAUGUACUCGGGAAGUGUUAGUAUACAUGAAGCAAGCAACUUAAAAAUGAUUUAUAAUGUUAAACAAGCUCAUGCUAUGUUUGUUACGGGGCUAGAAUUUUUAAAUAAAGAUUUAAUGCCAGAUAUGAAAGCAGCAGUAUUAUCAAUAUCAGUAGACAACCGUGUGUGUCUUCAUAAUAUACCAUCUAUAAAAUUAGUUCCGUAUUGGAAAAUGCUCAUUAUAAUACAUUUCAUUCUACUACUAUUUUAUUUUAUUAUUUUUAUCUUGUAAUUAAACAUUAUAAAUCAUUAGGUACUUAUGUAUAUAAUAUUUGUUAUAAUUAAAAAUCUUUAAGAACUAUGCUCAUUACUGUUAACUAGAUACUUUAUAAUUUUUUUAGCUAAAUUCAAAUAAUGUAAAAAUAGAGUUAUGGUUAAUUUUUAAAAUCAACAACUUGAAUAUAUUUUAUCUAUUUUAUAAAUAUUCCUACCUACCUAUAUUUAUAUUAUACGAAAAACCAUUGUCAGUUUUUACCAAAUUGAGUCUAUAAUAUAAUAUACAACUUUUAUAAUUAUGUGCACCUAAUAACCUUGCUAAUAGCAAAUGACAAUUUAAUGUUAUAAAUAAUAAUUAUAAAUUGUACUCUUCUAAUAUUGUUAGCCAGGUACCAAGCAAGUACCUACAUAUUAAUUUACAAACCUAAAUUAUUUGCUGGACUAUAAUUUUAAUUUAAAAUAUUUAUAUUCUGAAAAAAAUAUGACCUAUUUGAAUAGUAAAUUAUAGAUGCUGGAUAUUAUGAAAUAUAAGCACUACCUAGCCAAUUUUAUUAAAUCCCACAUCCCCUAUUACUGAGUGAUAAAAACCCAUCAUGAUAUAAUGUAUUAAUAUGAACUUAAGCAACAUAUUUAACCACUGUUUUUAAUUUUAAAUUAACUUUUAGGUAUAAUUAAAUAGGUUAUGUGAUUUUAUCUUAAUAUAUAAAACCGAAAAUUGAAACCUUUGAUGCUAAUGUUCUCGGAA